This is a messenger RNA of Zootermopsis nevadensis, 4221 nucleotides long. RefSeq names its product phosphodiesterase 8 (gene Pde8). Lineage: Eukaryota; Metazoa; Arthropoda; Insecta; Blattodea; Termopsidae. The record is from RefSeq and is a predicted model, not a curated record. Gene Ontology annotation, molecular function: 3',5'-cyclic-nucleotide phosphodiesterase activity. Gene Ontology annotation, biological process: signal transduction.
AGUAUGCAGCGCAACAGAUUGCUGUCUGCAGACAGAGAGAGUGAGUUUAAUGCGGGUUGUGGUGGUUUAGACAGGUUGGCUUCUGUCAAGACAAGCGUGUUUUACUUGUUUACGUGUGGCGGUUUGGUUUAGAUUGUUUACUUUCCCUCCUGUUGCCACUGAAAUAUUGGAAAAUUAUCUUUGGACUCGUAGCAUUGGAUUCCAAGGAUGUAGCAGACAUUCGUUUGCAAGCUGGACUGAGUGUGUAGAGGCCUGACUGAUGUACUGCAAACACGUUUUACGGUUCAGGUCGCCCUAAUCUCACGGCCUUCUUCUGCAUGAUACGCUGGUAGCUAGUCGUCCCGCAACACACAUGGGUGGAGUUGAUGCCCGAGGACUAAGGACCACGAGUUGCAUCAGAAGAUUCGAAGGGAUAUGUCGACUACCACCAGCUUCUCAACUACGUGGUACGGAAAUGUUGUCACCAAGGAGCUGUCAUUUCGAGAACCCUUCCAGCGGCAGUGGUGGUUGCUGGGAAAAAUGAAUCUCGCCGACAAAUGUUACGAUGUGGUCAGAUUACUAUUUCUACCAGAUACAAAUUUGAAACAGAUUCCCGUUCAUCUGUAACUGACACGGGUAUGAUAUUUUUUGGACAGUAGAAAGCAAAUAAUAUAAUUUUGGGACACGUGAAACGUCUUUCCACAUGAUAAACCGCUUCUGCUACCUUCGUCGAGAUUAAAUUCUUCAAUUGGAGCAAUUAAAUUGCCGCCUGAGGCUGUGAAAAUGAAUUUAAUACGCUGCUGAGAUCCGAAUGCUUGACAAAUCUUGACAAAUGUACUAGACGUGUUGGCAGUAGUGCUCAUGAAUUGAAAUAUGGUUUAUUAAAACAUUUGUUUAAUUUCCCAGUGUAAAUGGGCAACUGGUUCGUUUUAUGAUUCCUCAACUUUGAUGGUGUUGACGUCCGGAUCAGAAUCAGGGUAUAUUACGAAUUAUUUUUAACAACCUUGGAUUAUACGUCGUAUGAAUUAAGAAGGGUUUUAGUGGAUUUUAAAGGACGUUAAUGAAAUAUGGUUUGUGCAAGUCUACAAAAGUGUACAAAGCUGAAUUAAAAGUGACAGUUACAUUUUAUUAAAUGGUACUUUUCAGGAAAAAUGUCAUAAAAUAAUCAGAAUAUUCUUAAGUGCAACGGGAAGGGUUUUUGUUCGCUGCUGAAUGAUACGUCUUUUAACCGCGUGUGAGACUAAACGAUGUGGCGGUUCGCGUAGGUAGAACGUGGCAAGUUACGACCGGACAGAGUGGUGCCAGGGGGUGGAGGCAUGGGUUGCACCCCAAGCUUCCUCCAUCAUCACCACCACUACCACCACCAAACCACUACCACCAGCAGCAACAGUAACCAUCGCAAUGGAUCAGCCGAAGACACGGAAGUCGCUCCCGCUGACAGCACAAGUAACAGCACCCACAUGACUUCAGGUUCUACUAGUUCACCUAGAAGUUUGAGGCUGUUCAAGAAGUCGAAGGUUGAUAAAACCGUAAAGUCCAGCAAAUCUACUACUCGAGCCGUUCAAAACGUUCUACUGGCCUUUGGAAGUGACGAUUUACAAGGCGAUGCCAUUUGUUCGGCAUGUGAGGAGCUGGGAUAUGAAUUCAGUUUGGCAAGCACUAGGGAGACCGUGUUAGAAGCAUUCCAGGCGACGAAUCACGAAAUUGUUGUCAUAGAUACCAGGAAUCCUAAGAUUAUUGACGGCGAAUCAAUAUGCAAGGCUCUACGUUCCCUGAAGACAGCUCAGUACACUGUUAUAGUUGGAGUUGUACGGAGAAGUACCACCGAGAAAGAAGAUUCAAGUGUCGCCCCAUUGCUCAGUAUGGGAUUCAACAGGGUGUUCACGGAGACCUACAGCUUGGUGCAGUCCGUGAAUGAACUUCUCCAGCUGUACGUGAGCGAUGUUCAGCCGCGACUGCAGUUGUCCAGUGCACAGGCUGCGUACGUGGCACUUGAUAAAUGUAGUGACGUCGUUCACAUAACGGAUCAAAAUCUCAACAUCCAGUAUAUGAAUCGUUCAAGCGAACGUUUCCUGGGCUUCAGCAUGGAAGACGUUGCAGGGAAGUCGCUGUUAGAAGCGAACUCUGUGGAUAACAGAGAUUUGAUGGUGCAGCAAUUACAGCGGGGCCGGGAAUGGGAAGGAGUCAUAUCCUGGAGGCGGAAGACGGGCGAUUGCGUGGUUCUUAGUGGACGAGUCAUUCCAGUCUACAUUACGGGCAGGUCACCGACACAUUACGUCUUCAUACACGAGUCCCAGAGCGUGGCACUUGACAAGAGGAUAUCUGGGACUCUGGUCAAGAAUCCCGAACUUCCAAAAGGGACAAAUAAUAGAAAGGGAUCAGCUGACUUGAAGUCUAUAUCGAGUGAUGGUCUGCGCCGGCAAAGCAUAGCGAAACUGCACAACCUCUCAAUCGAAGCACCGAUAACAAAAGUAAUAGCACUGAUUACAUCUGUGCAAGAAAAUGCAAGUCUUGAAGACAUUCAAACUUUAGACAAGGUAAUAGAUAUUCUUCGCACCACGGAGCUGUACUCGCCACAGCUGAAGGACGACAAAGGCAAACCGGGAGACCCAGUAACGAACGAUUUGAUCGGGGCUUUGCUGUCGAGUGGCCCAGCUGUAACUCCCUUCGCUCGGCGUAGUUCAAGUGACUCGGGUUCGGUUUCGAGAAUCGGGUUAUCGAGAAGUACGUUCAAGCCAGUCAAUAUGUCUCAUCAGAUGAAGGAGCUCUUGGAUACGUCUCUGCUGUGGGAUUUUGAUAUAUUCAAACUUGAGGAACUCUCCUCUAAAAGGCCACUUGUGUAUCUGGGAAUGAAUCUGAUGAAUCAUUUUGAUGUCUCGUCGUCAUUGGGAUGUGAUGAGAAUGUCUUGCACAAUUGGCUUGUGAUCAUUGAGAUGAACUACAAUUCCAAGAACUCGUAUCACACGUCAACACACGCCGCCGAUGUCAUGCAAGCCACCGCUGGCUUUCUAGAGCGGGAGCGAUUAAAGCAGAUUCUUGAUCCUCUGGAUGAAGCUGUGUGUCUGGUAGCUGCAGCUGCUCACGAUGUAGAUCAUCCAGGAAAGUCAAGCGCUUUCCUCUGUAAUUCCAACCACGAGCUGGCUAUAUUAUACAAUGACUUGUGUGUGUUGGAGUCCCAUCACUCGGCUCUGGCCUUCAAGUUAACGAUGUCAGAUGAUCGAGUCAACAUUUUUAAAUGUUUAGAACGGGAUGUGUACAAAGCAGUUCGUCAGAACGUUAUUGACAUGAUACUUGCGACGGAGAUGACGAGACACUUCGAACAUCUGGCAAAGUUUGUCAAUGUUUUCUCAAUCAAGAAAGAAGAUGACAGCCCAGAUGGUGGACGAAGUUCUCCAGAUAUUGGUGUAUUGACUGCUCCCGAGAAUAUAACGCUGAUCAAGCGAAUGCUCAUAAAGUGUGCGGAUGUGUCGAAUCCGACUCGUCCCGUCAGAAUGUGCGUGGAAUGGGCUGUCAGAAUUGCUGAAGAAUACUUCAAUCAGACAGAUGAAGAGAAGGAGAACCACCUACCUGUUGUGAUGCCGCUGUUUGACCGUGCGACGUGCUCAAUACCUAAAUCCCAAAUAGGAUUUAUGGAUUUUAUCAUCAAUGACAUGUUUGAGACAUGGGAAGCAUUCAUAGAAAUGCCAGAGUUAUUGCAGAACAUGCAACAUAACUACAAAUUCUGGAAAGAGAAGGAGAAAUUCGGCAUUCACCGAAUACAAGACGUAAUCACGAUGCAGCGCACGUGGAAAGACUGACUCAUAGACGUCAUUUCUGUGUUCGUGUACAUGUGCGUGAAUGUAAGUUAUUGUGAUGUGGAUUUUAAGUUUGCGUGUGAAAUUUUUGAAUGUGAUAGCUACGCCAUCCCCCCAAGAGCCAAUGUUGAUUCUUCCGACGCCGAUUGCCAGAAAUAUAAAUUAACGGUGUACGGUGUAACCGAUUGUAAAAUGACUGAAUAUGUUUAUUUUUAAUGUUAAACUUUGAAAUAAAAAAAAAUUACAUUUAAGUGUUUCUGACAUGUAACUUGCAAUUCUAUCCGACAGGUGUUUAAAUGGUCUGUUGUGUCGUUUUUGACGGAUCGUUAUGUUGUUUUCUGGCCAAAGGAAAAGGUACGUUCUAAUAUGUAUGACGUAAGUGAAUUAUCUUUGAAUUUGGUGGUACAGAAAAUGACAAGGUUUUAAAUUAUUAAAAUUAAUCUAGACA